UUCUACAAGCUGUUGCCCUAAACUGAUAUUGUGAAAUAGAUGCGUACGCACACACACACCUAAUGCUUAAUUGACUUACAGUAUUUAUGUGAAGACAGAAGUGUCAUUUUGUUCGCUUAUUUCUAUUGUACCUUAUAUAAAGAAUUUAAAUUAAAUUAAACAUAAAAAUGAAAUAUCUCGGACUGAUUCUGAUCUUGUGUAUUGGAGUUAAAGUUAACGCAAACCCAUUGCUACUGGAAACCAUUGAGGAUGUAGGUAAUUCAACUAAUGUCACUUUUGUCCCACCCACCACUGAGGGGUCAACCACCAUCAGCCCAACUACAGGACAGACCGUGUCGAUGGAAACAGUUUCUAUUCCAAAUACCGCUCCUACCAUCAAACCAAUCACAACAGCAAGCCACACCACGAUAUCAACAACACCACCUCCAAUGACGACAGAAAGCAACAGUACCAUGACUACUUCUAACGAAACGAUGCCAACAAUGGAAACCAUGACAACAGCAGGAACAGUAACAUCCGGGUCUUCCGGAACAAUGCCUUCAAUGACAACAAAUCCAAGCGUCUAUACAACAAGUCAAAGCGUCCGUACAACAAAGAUGAAAACAACGGCAGCUCCUCAGCCAACUCCAAAACCUAAAAAACACAGAUUCGACGGUGGCUCAUUUGCUGGAGGCAUAGCACUUGGACUCGCACUUGCUGCAAUUAUCAUUAUUUCUUACAGAUGUUAUAUAAUGAGACAUAGAGCAAAGGGAUACGGAGACGUCAAUUAGAACAUUCUGAGACAGUAUUUACUUGCUCCUACACGCAACACUUGUUUUUAAAUAACGUAUCGUAAUGUAAAUGUGAGAUCAUCAUACAGUGUAUACUCAAACAUUGAAUAUUACUGGUAUCUCUUAGCAUGUAUUUCCGUCGAAACCAUAUUUAGAAACGUUAAAAAUGUGUACAUAUUAAACGUUCACAUUAUAAGGAUCUUAUAUGACCACCAUUGUAACACAGGGUUUUCCCAAACCCGAAGGACAGUGUCCUCUGGGAAAACAACUGCAUUAUUCAAGCAGACAUGUUAGAUCAUUUUAUUUUUCUUGCCUACCGUUAAUUAUUUAAUAUCAUUACAAUAUCAAUUAAAAAUAGUCAUUAUAUGACGUCAAAUCAUGGCAUCAAUGUGAGCACGUGUAGCUAGGUGAUGUACUACCAGGAUAAAGUAGAUAUCUUAUAUUUAUCCGUGCAGUAAGUUAAGAAAGCAUAAUGUUUAGGUUUUGUAUCACAGUUGUAAGCUUAUCUUUUUGUACAAUAAAAAGGAGUUGUCCGCA
Messenger RNA from Mercenaria mercenaria, 1307 nucleotides. RefSeq names its product integumentary mucin A.1-like. The transcript is spliced from 4 exons. The record is from RefSeq and is a predicted model, not a curated record. Gene Ontology annotation, cellular component: cytoplasmic vesicle. Bases 168 to 770 code for a protein of 200 amino acids. Lineage: Eukaryota; Metazoa; Mollusca; Bivalvia; Venerida; Veneridae.